Messenger RNA from Frankliniella occidentalis (western flower thrips), 3647 nucleotides. Its product is annotated as nascent polypeptide-associated complex subunit alpha, muscle-specific form-like. The coding region runs from base 588 to 3647 and encodes 1019 amino acids. Gene Ontology annotation, molecular function: microtubule binding; actin binding. The record is from RefSeq and is a predicted model, not a curated record. The transcript has 7 exons. Gene Ontology annotation, biological process: actin filament polymerization. Gene Ontology annotation, cellular component: actin filament; cytoplasm. NCBI's taxonomy places the organism in Eukaryota, Metazoa, Arthropoda, Insecta, Thysanoptera, Thripidae.
CUCAGCUGCUCAGCAGAAGCCAGCAGCCGCCGCCGCCGUCGCCGAAACACCAUAGCCUCUGCAAACCGCACCCUGCGAAAUGAAAUGAGAUGAGAUUUGAGGCAGUAAAGAAAACUAAUCAGGAAGUCGAGCUGAGCGAAUCUGGUCCAGCCGGGACAGGUCCAUCAGGCCAGGCAGCCGCGCGGCGGAGAAGCGACUCGCCGUCUCGAGUCCAGCCUCGGGAGUACGCCACGCGACGCCACGCCGCGCCUGCCCUCCUCACGGGACCACUCUUCGUCGAGCACCGCUCGGGCCCCGCAGCGCCACGCCGCGCCACGCCGCGCCACGCCCAGCGCGGAGAAAUUGGCGUCGCGCGCGCGCCCGCGCGUGUGUGUGUGUGUGUAUGUGUGUGUGUGUUGUGCGAGGAAGGGAGGAGAGAGGUUUGGAGGGGGUGGUGACCCAGCCUGCAACCCGUUGUACCACAUUCCGUGCCGCGAGAUGAGAAGAGCCUGAGGAGGAAAGGAGAGAGAGAGAGAGAGAAAGGGAUACAGGGAGAGGAGAGUUGGAGGCAAAGUAAGGCGAAGUAGUGAAGCGAAUGCCCCAAUGCCAUGGCCACGUCCCAGCUGCCCUGCCCGGCUCCGAGGACGGGCCCCUCCGGAGGCUUCCCCGGAGGCGUCCCCGGAGGCAGCGUCCCCGGGGGCCAGCACAAGUCGCAGCAGAGCCACGACUCCGGGACGUACUUAGACUGGGCGCCGGAGCAAGAGUCCCCGCCUCCGGGGGCCGACUUCGUGACGGUGGUCUCGGUGGAGGGGGGCGGGGUCGCGCCAGUCCCGCUUGAGAGGAUGUCCCCCUUCGUCACCGUGCUGUCCAUCGGCCCCGCGGCCCCGGGCGCCGCGCCCGCAGGCCCCGCGGCCAUGGCGCCGCAGACCGUGGUGCACGUGGAGGGGCGGUCGCGGCCGCUGCCCGAGGGCGCCGAGGAGGUCUCCGUGUACCGCCUGCCCGGCGACCGCCUCGGCUUCGGCCUCAAGUUCGAGGGGGGCGCGGGGGCCCUCGGCGGCCCCGGAGACCCCGUGCGCCGCCUGCUCAUCCAGUCCUGCGCCCCGGAGAGCCCCGCCUCCAGGGCGCUCUGCUCCUGGGGGCCGCUGGGCGAGGGCGACGAGAUCCUGGAGAUCGACCAGGUGCCCGUCAACACCAUGACCAAGGCGGAGUGCGUGCACGCCAUGAAGGAGAGCAAGGUGGUCAUGAGGCUGGUCGUGCGGGGCAGCGGCCGGCCCGUGGUGUGCGGCGAGCUCAAGAAGGCCAACACCGCCGACACGUCCAGCCCGCCUCCGCCCAUCCCGCCCAGGAAGGGCAGGACGUCGAGCGGUGGCUCGGCACCGCCGUCGCCGCCGGGUCCGGACAGCAUCGGGCCGCCCAACACCUUCGCGGACGCCGACGUCAGCCACUCGGGGAGUCUGUCCAACGCGGAUGUGGAGCACGAGAAGCAGUCUCUGUCCAGGACAUCCAGCGCCUCCAGCGCCGCGUCUAGCGCGAGCCGCCUGGCCAGCAAGCGCACGUCCCCGCUGACGCCGCGCGCCGGGAAGCGCAACAGCCUGAACCUGGCCAGCGGCCCGCUGCCGCCCGACGCCGAGGUGUACUUGGAUCUGCUGUCCCUGGAGCGCGGACAGGGCCACGGCCACGCGGACAGCGAGUCGGACGACACCAACAGCAGCCUGUCCACCGUGGUGGCGCUCCCGUCCACCAGCAACUCGAGCCUGUCCGCGUCCUCACCUACGACCCCCAUACCCCCUGCGCCACCGCGGCCUAUCGACCUGGCCAAGCUGCUGGGUCCCUUCGAACGCCUGGAGAGGGAGCUGGCGGCUGAGCCGGCGGGCCAGGACGAGGCUUCCGCGGUGACCCCGUCGGCCGCACCCGCGGCCCCGGAGCCGGCCUUCGUCUUCCCCGAGCUGCAGCCGCCGCCCAGCUUCCAGGACGCGCCGCUCAGCUACGGCAACGAGGAGGUGCGGCCCCGCGUCCUGGAGCAGCCCCUGGACCAGCCGCUUGACCAGGUUCUGGAGCAGGACCGGGAGGUCCACGACGACACGGAGUCGAGCGACGCCGCGGGCGACGCGGCCAGGAACAGCAAGAAGAAGCGCGCGCCGCCGCCCCCGCCGCCCCGGGGUCGCCCCCAGCCGCAGGCGCCGCCCCCGCAGCCGCCGCAGCCCGCGCCGCGCGGCGACCGCCUCCCGCGGCUGGUGCACUGCGUGCCCAAGGAGGGGCUCGCGGUCGCACCCAGCGGGCCCUCGCCCUCACCGGCAUCCCCACCGCCGGCGACGCGCACCUCGGUGCGGCCAGCCACGGACACAAUCCCGGAGCCGCUGGAGAGGCUGAUCGAGCGCCAGCACCUGCUCGACCUCAUCACCCCUAGCACCAAAGUGCCCGCCGCCGCCAGUGACGCCGACAGGGACGCGCAGACCAAAGUCGAGGUCGAGGACGCGCCCGUCGAGAUCAGCGAGGUUACGGAGGACGACGCGGAGGAGGGUGACGGCGUAGACGGCGAGGUGACACUGCGCCUCCCCGACCUCGUCAUGGACUCCCAGCAGCACGACGGUGACACCAAGUUCGGCGAGGAUGACGACGGUGACGCCCUGGAGGACGGCGAGGACUUCGCGUCCUACCGGAGGAGUCUGUCCUCGCCGCUCCCCACCAUCGGCGAGGACGAGGAGGAGGCGGAGCAGCGAGGCGAGGCGGCCAGGUCGGCGUCCCCCGACAGGGCAGCUGCAGAAGCUCCGGCGGAGGUGCCCGACGAGGAAACCGCGGUGUCCGAGGUCGCCGCUGCUGAAGCUGCACCUGCCGACCAAGGUAGCGGCUCCGCCAUCGCAGUUGACGACGACGUCGACAACGACGACGACGAUGCCGACGACGACCACGUUGACGGCCGCGUUGCUUCCUCGGAAGGCGAACCGCCCGAGGACGCGUCUACAGACAGCAGGACGGCCGAAGAAAUCCAGGAGGAGGAGGAAGAGAUGGCGGCCAUCGCCCAGGAGCUGCUCGACGGCCUGGAGGAGCGUCAGUUUGACGAUCAGGAUCACGACGAGGACAACGUUUGCGAGGGCGGCGAUUUCAACAACAACAAUCAACAGCAGCAUCAGCAACCACAGCUGGCGAAAGGUGGCGCCACCACUGGCCCUCCCCUGGGCCUGGGCCCCCUCCAGGGCCCGAGCCUCGGCCAGGGCCCCGCUCAGGGCCCCCACGGCCCCAUGCCUGUGCGCAGCGUCCCCGCCGGGCCCCGCGCCUCGCUGGGGUUGGCGGGGCCCCGGGCCGCAUCCGACCAACACGUGGAAGAGAGUGAUGUACUUCGGUGUCUUGAAGCUCUGGACGAUGGUGGACUUGGUGGUGGACUAAACUCUGGGCUGAGAGGCCCUUUAGGUGAGGGAGUAGAAAUGGUUGGAAGGGAAUCUAAUGAAACAGCUCCAAGUAAGCGUCCUGGGGAACCUGAGGCAUUAUUUCCUGUGUCACUCGAUUCUGCUUCAAUGCUGACAUUAAGGGACAGAGACACUCCAGGAGCAACAGUGACAUCUGCGGAGCGAGAUACCUUACGCUCCGCAGCUAAUUGUCAUAUAUCAGGCCUGCAAAAUCAAAUAAAUACAAAAAUUAGAAAGUCAUUAAUAAGAAAUAGUUGCUACUAA